Messenger RNA from Danio aesculapii, 5561 nucleotides. RefSeq names its product MDS1 and EVI1 complex locus (gene mecom). Gene Ontology annotation, biological process: regulation of transcription by RNA polymerase II. Gene Ontology annotation, molecular function: RNA polymerase II cis-regulatory region sequence-specific DNA binding; protein binding; DNA-binding transcription factor activity. Gene Ontology annotation, cellular component: nucleus. Lineage: Eukaryota; Metazoa; Chordata; Actinopteri; Cypriniformes; Danionidae. The record is from RefSeq and is a predicted model, not a curated record. Bases 244 to 4047 code for a protein of 1267 amino acids. The transcript has 17 exons.
AUCUCGCCGGCUAUUGCAACCUGACAAGAUCUGUAAUACUUGGGUGAUGAAUCGUUCCAAACUUUUUUGACGAUGCUGGCAGCUCGGGGCUGUGCGCAUGUGCGAAGGUGUCCAAACUGACAAUGCUGGAGAGAUAGUGCGUCUGCGAUUGAGAAUCACAGAGAAAAAGGACAGAGGAAAAAAGAAAAAGGAGGAAAAGAUUCGAGAAAAAAUCCGACGAACCCACGCCGAAAGACGGGCAUCAUGAGGUCCAAAGGCAGGGCAAGGAAACUGACCACUGGAGACGGAGAGGACUUUUCUCUUUUUGCCUCUGAUGACCUGGAAGAAGUUGUCGGAGUAUCUGAUGCAGAUUUGCUCCCAUUGGCUCCUGCUGAUGACCUUCCCUCUCCCGGCCUAUUGGGUGAUGCGGUUUCCCCAGUCACCCCUUUUCCUUACCACCCAUCAUUCCACACUUCAAUGUACCAACCCAACGAUGCGGUCGAAACGGUUCCCCCAGACUUUGAGCUCCGCGAGUCAGCGGCUUUCAGAGGAAACCUGGGUGUGUGGACCCGCAGGAAACUGGAGGUGGGAGAACGUCUGGGACCCUAUGAGGGAACGUCAAGACACAGCCCGGAAAACGUCACCCAGGGAUGGGAGGGUGAACAGGCAGGUUUGGAUGGGAGCGUGUGUGAUAGCAGGAGCUGGCUAAGGCACGUCCAGAUCUCACCAUCCACCCACCAACACAACCUCACAGCCUGCCAGAUACAUGAGCAGAUCUUCUACCGUGUGGUCCGUGAGGUCCAGCCGGGUGAGGAACUCUUGCUGUUCAUGAAGGCUGAGGAGUUUUCAUAUGAAACCAUGGCUCCAGACAUACACGAGGAGCGUCAGUACCGCUGUGAGGACUGUGACCUGAACUUCGAGUCUGGUUCGGAGUUAUUGGACCAUCAGAAACAUGCGUGCGGGACUCCUCCAUCCUCCGGCUUCAAGCUGUCUAAGCAGGGUUUGCCCAGCGCUGAUGACGACACUGAUCUGGAGCCGCUUCACCUGCACGCUCUUCCUCCAAACUUGCCUCGCUCACCACAGGAGUGCAAAGAGUGCGAGCAGGUCUUUCCUGAUGCCCAGAGUUUGGACACUCACUCUCUGUCUCACUCGGACGAGCGGGAGUACAAGUGCGAUCAGUGCCCGAAGGCCUUCAACUGGAAAUCCAACCUGAUUCGCCACCAGAUGUCACAUGACAGCGGCAAGCACUAUGAAUGUGAAAACUGCUCAAAGCAGGUGUUCACAGACCCCAGUAACUUGCAGAGGCAUAUCCGCUCUCAGCAUGUAGGGGCGCGAGCUCACGCCUGCCCCGACUGCGGAAAGACCUUCGCCACCUCUUCAGGCCUUAAACAACACAAACACAUCCACUCUUCCGUCAAGCCCUUCAUAUGUAAGUCACUCAGACCCUUCAUAUGUGAGGUCUGCCACAAAUCUUACACGCAGUUUUCCAAUCUCUGCCGCCACAAGCGCAUGCACGCGGACUGUCGUACUCAGAUCAAAUGCAAAGACUGUGGGCAGAUGUUUAGCACCACAUCAUCCCUAAACAAGCAUCGGCGCUUCUGUGAGGGUAAAAACCAUUUCGCUGCUGCCGCAGGAGGGUUGUUUGCGCAGGGCAUGGCCCUCCCUGGCAACCCUGGCCUGGACAAGUCCGCACUGGCUGGAAUGAGCCAUGGGAGUCCUGGUUUAGCAGACUAUUUUGGGACAAACCGGCAUCAUAGUGGGCUGACGUUCCCAGCAGCCCCUCCGGCAUUCCCAUUCAGUUUUCCAGGACUUUUCCCAUCAGGACUUUACCAUCGGCCCCCUCUAAUCCCAUCCACAUCACCUAUUAAUGGUCCUCCGAGCACUGAACUACGGAAGAGUCCACUGCUGUCCUCACCCAUUUCUGGGUCGCAUGAGCUCUUGAAGAGCUUACGUAAGGAUUCAUUCAAUGGGGAGAGCGAGAAUAUGGAGCGUCAGAGAGAAGGAUCCAUCUCUAAGCCAAGGCAUGGCGGGAAGAUGAGCGACCAAUCGGAGAGUAGCGAUCUGGAUGAUGUCAGCACUCCCAGCGGGAGUGAGUUGGAGAGCACUUCAGGUUCAGAGCUGGACAGCGAAGUAGAAAGUGACCGGGAACGGGUGCGAGUGCGGGAGAACGGGAAAGGACCAAAAAGGAAGUCCAGCGGGUUCAAUGAUGCCCAGAGCCCUACUCUUGUUAGCUCCAGUAAUAGUAGCAACACUAAUAAUGUCAAAGACUUCCCUACGCCAGGGCUUCUGCCGCCAUCUCUGGAUGAGCAAACAGCCGUUUCUGGUGCUGUUAAUGACUCGAUUAAGGCAAUUGCCUCCAUUGCUGAGAAAUAUUUUGGUUCUACUGGACUUGCAGGCCUGCAAGACAAGAAAGUUGGGGCAUUGCCCUACCCUUCCAUGUUCCCUCUGUCUUUCUUUCCAGCUUUUUCUCCAUCAGUCUAUCCAUUCCCUGAAAGGGAACAGCUUAGACCUCCGGGCCACAAAGGGGAACCAGAAAGCCCUCCGGUUGAGAGUAAAAAGCCUCAGGGCAGAAAUGCUGAAUCACCUUUUGACCUCACCACAAAGCGGAAAGAAGAGCGACUUGCUGCCACCUGCGCCCCUGUAAAACCAGAAGCCUCACACGUACAAUCAACCAACCAGGAUCAGCCGCUGGACCUGAGUCUUGGCAGACGAAAUCGAGGAAAGAGUGAACGAGGGGAGGAGUUAAAAAAGAGCUCUGCCUUUAGUGAGGAGAGGGUGGAACCUGAGCCACCCAAGACCGACCCAUCCCUUCAACACGCAAGACCUAUGCCAUUCUUCAUGGACCCCAUUUACAGCAGGGUUGAGAAGAGAAAGAUGAAUGAUCCUUUCGAAGUCCUCAAGGACAAAUACAUGCGGCCAGCUCCUGGAUUUCUCUUCCACCCACAGUUUCGCAUGCCUGAUCAGAGAACAUGGAUGUCGGCGAUUGAAAACAUGGCUGAAAAGCUAGAAUCCUUCAGCUCUUUGAAGCCAGACGGCGGUGACAUCAUGCGUUCUGUUCCCUCUAUGUUCGACUUCCGGGCUCCACCCACUACACUUCCCGAAACAUUGUUACGCAAAGGCAAAGAGCGCUACACCUGCAGAUACUGUGGCAAGAUAUUCCCACGCUCGGCCAACCUUACGAGACAUCUACGGACACACACAGGGGAGCAGCCUUACAGAUGUAAGUAUUGCGAUCGCUCGUUCAGCAUUUCGUCGAAUCUUCAGCGCCACAUCAGGAACAUCCACAACAAAGAGAAACCCUUCAAAUGCCACCUGUGCGACCGCUGCUUCGGGCAACAGACCAACCUGGAUCGGCAUCUCAAAAAGCACGAGAAUGGUAAUUUAGCAGGCACGGCGAUGUCGUCACCGCGUUCGGAGCUGGACAGCGGCAGUGCCAUCUUGGAGGACAAGGAAGACUCGUAUUUUAAUGAAAUACGAAAUUUCAUCAGUAAUACGGCUCGAAACGCCACAUCUCCAUCACAGUCUGAAGAAGGACUGAACGGGAGUCAUUUUGACGGAGAUAAAGCUUUGUCCGGCCAGGGGUCACGUGACCUGGAUGAAGAGGAGGGGGAGGAGCUUGGAGCAGAGGAAGAGGAGGCGGAGCAUAACGACGGUGCUAGGAAAGCGGGCGAUGACGGAGUGCCAACCAAUCUAGAUCAGGACAUCAUAAAUGAUGACAUGGAUUUUGAGGGACCGGAUGAUCUGGAGAUGAACAGUAAAUCUUCACCGCAAAGGUUUGAUGAGGAUGAUGAAGAUCAGAGCAGCUUCUCCACGCUGGAUCACAUCCGUCACUUUAGUAUGGAGGAUGGGGAUCUCAGUGAUGGGGAUGUCAGCAGCUUUGGUCCCGCCCAUCUGCAAGAAGGCAUUAAGCAGCCUCUCUACAGGAAGUCAAAAUCACAGGCAUAUGCUAUGAUGCUGUCUCUAGCCGAUAAGGAUCCACUCCAUUCGUCUACCCAUAAUGCCCCAAUGUGGCACAGUUUGGCUCGUGCUGCAGAACCCAGCGCCAUUCAAUCUCUCAGUCACGUAUGACACCCCGACGGGACUUAACAUUCUGCUACACUACAACCAGAGACGCUGGUCCACAAACACACUGCACAAGAGACAAGUGCCCGAGUCCAUGUAACACACACACACACCUUCCCCAUGUACAUGAACAAAUCAUUGAUCAAGUAGGAAUGACAGUAGUGUUUGAUGGUGAUGAUGAAGACGAUGACAUAUUAGUAAAUUCGUAAUAAUAGUUGUAUUUAUUCUGUCCAGUUCCAGUGUUUUGCACAGCAGUGGCAGCUGGUGAACCGUUUUUGAAACAUUGGUGUUUGUGAGUUUUGUCCGAUGUUACUGAGAGUAACACACCAGAGUCUUCCACAAGACAAAAUGUGAUCGCAGAACUAUUCAGGCACAAAACGCCUGCCGGCCUGUAAAUAUACUGAACAUUAAUGACAUCACACAUCAUACGCGAACGCAAAUACAGACAAAUCAGCCGUGUAAGCAUUUCAACAGUUUUUAUUUCUGGUCUUGUACACAAACGUACAAACACAAGAGGUCGUUGGUGUUUCUCUUUGAAGUGAAUUUAUAAACCGAUAAAAGGUGUGACCUUUAAACCUCUCACUGACGCUGCUUGUACAAAUAAAAAAAUUAAUAAAAAAAAUGGUGUAAAGGAGCAAGACAGUGACUCUUUCAGGUUCUGUCCGAUAAAAGCACUGCAUUACCUAAAACCCACUUUCAAGCCCAUUUGUGCGAAAACUAUUGAGCCAGAUCAGUGUAAAAAAUAAUACAUUUACAAAAUAUAAUUCAUACAUCCACAACGCAAAUCACAUUUACAAAAUACAAUUCGUAAAUUCAAAACACGAUUCAAAAAUACACAAAUCCAAUUCGUCAAUUCAAAAAUACACAAAUCCAAUUUGUAAAUUCAAAACAUGAAUCCUAAAUACACAAAUUCAAUUUGUUAUUUCAAAAUAAGAUUCAUAAAUACACAAAUCCAAUUUGUAAAUUCAAAACACGAUUCAAAAAUACAAAAAUCCAAUUCGUCAAUUCAAAAAUAAACAAAUGCAAUUCGUAAAUUUAAAAAUAAACAUUUAAUUCGUAAAUUCAAAACACGAUUCCUAAAUACACAAAUCUAAUUCGUCAAUUCAAAAAUACACAAAUCCAAUUCAUAAUUUCAAAAAUAAACAAAUCCAAUUUGUAAAUUCAAAACACGAAUCCUAAAUAUACAAAUCCAAUUCAUCAAUACAAAAAUACACAAAUCCAAUUUGUAAAUUCGAAACACGAUUCAUAAAUACACAAAUUCAAUUCGUAAAUUCAAAACACGAUUCCUAAAUACACAAAUCUAAUUCGUCAAUUCAAAAAUACACAAAUCCAAUUUGUAAAUUCAAAACAUGAAUCCUAAAUACACAAAUUCAAUUGUUAUUUCAAAAUAAGAUUCAUAAAUACACAAAUCCAAUUCGUAAAUUCAAAACACGAUUCAAAAAUACAAAAAUCCAAUUCGUCAAUUCAAAAAUAAACAAAUGCAAUUCGUAAAUUUAAAAAUAAACAUCUAAUUCGUAAAU